CAUUUGGAUUUAAUGAAAAUGAAAUUAAAAAGAUUGUACAAGAUUUACAUACGAUUAAUUGUGUUUGUUGAACAAGUACAACCAUACGUUGCACAAAUGACUGUUUGGGGUAUUUUUGUCAAUAUUAUUGGUAGUCAAAUUGUUAUCAAUUGUUUGAAACGUAUUGAAAAUGAUGAAUAUUUUCUAUUAAUUCUAUUAUUUUAUGCAUUAAUUGUUGAAUUAAGUAUUAUCAUAUUUUUGACCUAUGUUAUGUCAAAAUUUAAUUUAUAUCUUAAUUCUAUACGAUUGAAUCUACAACGUACGACAUGUUUAGCAAUGAAAACCGAUGAUAUUUAUUUCAAAUUUCAUAUGACUAAUUAUUAUGAAAGAAUUGUUAGUCGAAAACAAUGGGGUUUACGUAUUGGUCCUAUUACUGUAUUGACUAGAUUAGUAUUUUUAAAGCUAAUGAUAUUCUAUGUACGUUUCACAGUACUUUCGAGUAAAUUAUUCAAAAAUUGA
Molecule: messenger RNA, 498 nt
Organism: Dermatophagoides pteronyssinus (European house dust mite)
Lineage: Eukaryota; Metazoa; Arthropoda; Arachnida; Sarcoptiformes; Pyroglyphidae
Source: RefSeq, a predicted model, not a curated record